AUGGCGCCUGGGAGUCGAGAGAAACCCCGAAUAACUAGGUGGAUGCGUUUGCGGAGAUUCAUCUACAACCUUGAGUCACCUCUCCGUCUUCGCGGCACCCUCACACGCCUGCGCCACCGACACAAGCAUCCCUACCUGGCGCUUCUUCGUCUUCUCCUUCCACUGCCGACAUGGCAUUUCCAGCUGCCCGAAUGCGUUCCUCACAAAGUGAUGCUGAAUAAUGUUUCGCUGCUGCAGUCCCGAAAGGCCACAGCGGACCUCACCAAUAUGCGCUCUGUGCCACUGUGGCGUGCCAGAGACACCCCUCUCCGAUCUCUAUACCGGAUAUACGAGGCGAUGGCGGCACGCGAGUUCUACGCCAUCGGCGCGGAGGUGGAAUACUUUUGGUACCAAUCGCGGGGGUCGUGGGCGGCGCAUCACAUACCGGAUCCCCAUGACAGAGACCCGGUACGGUAUGCCAUCCUGGCCUGCAUCGCGGAGGAACUGGCGCGGUCGUUUAACUGGCGGAUGAGAAUUGGAAUGCGACGCGACAAAAGCAAGCACAUUUUCCGUAAGACAUUCGACGACCCGCUUCCGCCCUUCACUCCCGAAACCCCACCUGGCUGGACCAGGAAGGUCCCUGCCAUCGACAUCCAACUGAUAUCCGACCUGCCGCCAGAGCUACUCGACGGCUCGGGCAGACUCGUCCUCGAACCCGGGGGCGAAAACCCGAUCUUUGCGGAGAGAAAUAUUGUAACCGAUACCGGGCAUUUCUACACCGUCUAG
Messenger RNA from Penicillium macrosclerotiorum, 765 nucleotides. RefSeq lists its product as uncharacterized. The record is from RefSeq and is a predicted model, not a curated record. The transcript has a single exon. Lineage: Eukaryota; Fungi; Ascomycota; Eurotiomycetes; Eurotiales; Aspergillaceae. Bases 1 to 765 code for a protein of 254 amino acids.